ACAGCAUUGAGGCAUAUUUCAAAAUUACGAGCCUGAACUGACAGCUGCGUAAUGGACACUUCGAAAAUGGCAGCCUACGUUGAUUACGGUAGCGACUCAGGCAUGUAUCCGGCAGUUCGAAAUUUGAAUUACGGGUCCGAAGUUGCCGUUAACUCAGCCCCGUCUCACUACCAACACACAGCGUACGGUGUGGGUAAUACCGACGCGAUUGACGCACGGAUGCUGUCAGGGGUGAAUUCACGUGCCUCUUUGAACACCUAUCAGCACUCCCAUGACCCGAGCAUCGCCGGACCCCCUUCUAUGUACAGCAGCGCGCCUGUGACCCCACAAAUGAACACUGCCGCGAAUGCGUAUUCCUACCCGGACUCUGUGUACUACAAUCAAAACCAUUACCACAAUACGUCGCCGCUGACCCGGGGAACCUACCUAGAGCCGCAAUGUGGGAAUACCACGAUAUCGCCGUAUAACAAUAACGGUCACUACACGUCUCAUCACGACCACCAUCAUCACCAACAUCACCCACAACAACAGCACAGCCAGCCAUCUCACCAUCACCUCGAAGUCAGCCCAAACCACAGCGUCGCAGACGGCAGUCCCGAACCGAGUCAACAUAACGGUAACAGUGACAAGGAAUCGUCAGAUCCAAAGUCGGGCGGCGAAACGCCGGCGAUGUACAAUUGGAUGAAAAUUAAGAGAAAUCCACCCAAAACUGGUAAAAGCGGUGAGUACGGGUUCACGGGAUCGCCAGCGAACGGGAGGACAAAUUUCACAAAUAAACAAUUAACGGAACUGGAGAAAGAGUUCCAUUUUAACAAGUACCUAACACGAGCGCGGAGGGUGGAAAUCGCCGCUAUGCUGGGUCUUAACGAGACACAGGUGAAAAUUUGGUUCCAGAAUCGCAGAAUGAAACAAAAGAAACGUUUUAAAGAUGGUCCUAGUUAUAGUCAUUCUAUAAACGACGCAUUAGGUGGUAAAAAUGCUGAUACGGUUGGAGUGACGGUCAGUACAUCGUAGAACGUAUUGCCAGUUUCAAAGUGACACCGUGUGCCUGGGACCAUUCACUUUGUCUGGGUAAAAAGUUAUAUGAACAAAAAGAACUUUUUUUAUUUAUUUAUUUGUUAUGCAUUACUUUCCAGUGAUAUUUUGUUUGUAUAUAUCAGAACGUUAUUUUGGUAUGAUGAUUGGGGAGUUGCUGCGUAACGGUAAAUUCAAAACUAGCUGAAAAAACUACUCUAUAUGUCUACGCUUUCUCGGUAUGGCAGUACAAGUACUAAAGGUUUCGUGGCAAGAUCUAUUCCGAAUUUACUGGUACGACGAUGUUAUUGAAAUCUGUCAAAAAUUGACCCACCAUCGUAAUCGCACUGACUAUUGAGAUGUUACAACCCACGACAAACCUACGCAAAAGGAAAGUGUGUUUAAACUCGUCAUCAACACGGCUUCUUGUUAGGACACCUUGCCAAAACUCGAUGCUUGACUAUAUACGUAACACCAUGGAUUCGUAUGGUGGAAUUUUACAUUCGAUCAAACAGGGUAACUAGCAAGGUAUUGUGUGAGCUCGGUACUAUCCGAUCACCCAGCCACCACCGUUCUUGGUACGAUUCAGAAAUUGUAAGUUCGUUUCUCAUCAAAUAAUCGACCUACCUCCGUAAAUUAAUUCGACAAUGGUACCUCGAAUCGUGGCGGGUUUAUCGGUUAGCUGCAGUAGUUCACAGAACAAUCUUGUUUUUAACAGAGUUAACAUUUUUUUUUUUUACCUGUGCUUCAACUUCACUUAUCCCUUCCAGUCUCUUGCUGUUUCGGUACAUAUUCUUCGGAUGCAAUGAAUGUUGUAACGGAGAGUCAAAACAUAACAAGGUCAUACAUACUCCUAAUUCUUAUUUUGCCGUCAUUUUGCAGUUUUCAUUAUAAAAACAAUGACAUUUCAAUCUAUGAUGUGCCAGUUGUAAGUGCAACUCAGACAACAAAUCAAAAAAUUGUGGCGUUUUCGCCGAGCAGCCCACCUAUACCGUGAAGCUCGUUCUUUUGACAUCGUAUUUAGGUGUAUUGUGCGGGAUAUAGGGGAGGAUCAGGCCGGUGACAUUCGUUAGACCUCAGUUAUAACGUGGUACACAGUGGUAGAGAGCCCCCCGGGGUUUGUCAGUCAGCCAGUGUCAACUGCUUUGUCCGUGAUGGAUGUCCACUCGGCCCGCGUGCAUUCAAACAUACAUGGAGAAAUACAGGGUUCUUUACAGCUUAAUAUUGUCAGUUUGGUUUGUGUUUGAUGGCCAAACUUAGUUUAAAACGAUGAACUCCUAUUUAUUUUACAUAAACGGUACAAUGUCGAGGAAACCCACACAGGACUGUGUUGCAAUAUAUAUAUAUAUAUGAAUUUGUACCCUUCUUCGGCUGUGUGUUGACUGUGUACCAACUGGAUUCGCCAAUUACUUGGGAGUCUGUGUGUUCCUACUACAUAUAUAUUUCUUUAAAAAACUGUAAUCAAAACGUUGUAUAUGUGUUUCGUCUUAUGUUAUGAAAAUGUGAAGUGUGUUCCGUGGCAUUUGUCAACAAAUUUGAAUUAGGCUGUUUUGUUGCCGAUGUCAUAACCACGAAAUAAAAUCGAAAAAAAA
Messenger RNA from Saccoglossus kowalevskii, 2606 nucleotides. It is a transcript of the gene hox1, whose product is annotated as homeobox 1. NCBI's taxonomy places the organism in Eukaryota, Metazoa, Hemichordata, Enteropneusta, Harrimaniidae. The record is from RefSeq and is marked provisional. Gene Ontology annotation, cellular component: nucleus. Gene Ontology annotation, molecular function: DNA-binding transcription factor activity, RNA polymerase II-specific; RNA polymerase II cis-regulatory region sequence-specific DNA binding. Gene Ontology annotation, biological process: regulation of transcription by RNA polymerase II.